AUGAAGUCAUUCAACAGGAGCAAAAGAAAAGGGCAAGUCACAUCGGCUGAAGAUCUCAUACGUACCGUACUUCCUAAAGAUGCACUAGCUGUCUCGAUUAUAACAUCACUUCCCCUGGCCACACUAAGACUUCCUCUUCUCCGGCUUCAAAGCCGGUUACAUUCUUUCUCCGAGAAGCCUGUUAUAGAGCAUAGCCAAACCUCGCUUCCGGAAGUUCACUACAGAAAGGAGGCUUUCUUUAAGACUUCCAAAGCCCAGAACAGCAGAAGUCGUUUUAUCUGUCACGAGCGCCUACCCGAAAAAGAGAGGAUUUUCUCAAAGGUUCUUUCACUCUCUUAUUACUACUACUUUACUUCUUUUCCUACGAGCUUACUUACUUUCCUUACUGAACUGAACGGGGCGAGCGGAAAGAGCUCUGUCUCGGCUACUAGCUAUAGCGGUUCUCUGUCUGCUGCCGGUUGUCUCGGCUCUUUUCCCUGA
Messenger RNA from Striga asiatica, 480 nucleotides. Lineage: Eukaryota; Viridiplantae; Streptophyta; Magnoliopsida; Lamiales; Orobanchaceae. The record is from the annotation of a GenBank genome assembly.